AUGCCGGCUCUGCCAGCACUGCUGCUGUCGAUUACCGUCCUGCUGCUGACCGCGGCUCCGCUCUCCUUCAGCCGGGCCAGCAUCCUCUCUGCCGUCCGGAUGGCGGCCAUUUUGGAUGACCAGUCGGCGUGCGGUCGUGGCGAGCGUCUGGCGCUGGCUCUGGCGAGGGAGAACAUCAACAGCCUGAUGGAGGGCUCCUCCCGGGCGAGGGUGGAGGUGGACGUCUACGAGCUGCUGAAGGACUCCCACUACGACACCACUGACACCAUGUGUCAGAUCCUGCCAAAGGGCGUGGUCUCCGUGAUUGGCCCCGCCUCCAGCCCCGCCUCGGGGUCCACCAUCAGUCACAUCUGUGGGGAGAAAGAGAUCCCUCACGUGAAGAUCGGCCCGGAGGAGACCCCGAAGCUGCCGUACCUCCGCUUCGCCUCCGUGACGCUUUACCCGAGCAACGAGGACCUGAGCCUCGCCAUCGGGUCCAUCCUGCAGUCCUUCGGCUACCCGACGGCCAGCCUCGUGUGUGCCAAGGCCGAGUGCCUGCUGCGACUGGAGGAGCUGGUCCACCGCUUCCUCAUCUCCAGGGAGACGCUGUCGGUGCGGAUGCUGGACGACAGCCUGGACCCCACCCCUCUGCUGAAGGAGAUCCGGGACGACAAGGUGGCCACCAUCAUCAUCGACGCCAACGCCUCCAUCUCCUUCCACAUCCUCCGGAAGGCACACGAGCUGGGGAUGAUGUCGGCCUUCUACAAGUACAUCCUCACCACCAUGGACUUCCCUCUCCUGGUCCUGGACCCGGUGGUGGGUGAGCAGUCCAACAUCCUGGGCUUCUCCAUGCUGAACUCCAGCCACCCGUUCUACCUGGAGUUCCUCCGCAGCCUCAACCUGUCGUGGAAGGAAGGCUGCAACCUGAGUCCGUACCCGGGCCCGGCGCUGUCCUCGGCCCUGAUGUUCGAUGCGGUCCACGUGGUGGUGAGCGCCGUGCGGGAGCUGAACCGCAGCCAGGAGAUCGGAGUGAAGCCGCUGAGCUGCACGUCUCCGCUCAUCUGGCAGCACGGAACCAGCCUCAUGAACUACCUGCGGAUGGUGGAGUACGAUGGUCUGACCGGUCACAUUGAGUUCAACAGCAAAGGCCAGAGGACCAAUUACACCCUGAAGAUCCUGGAGAAACACCCGGGGGGCCACAAAGAGAUCGGUACCUGGUUCUCCAACAACACGUUGGUCAUGAACGCCACCUCGUUGGACCUCAACGCGUCGGAGACGCUGGCCAACAAGACGCUGGUCGUCACGACGAUACUGGAAAACCCGUACGUGAUGCAUAAGUCCAACUACCAGGAUCUCCGUGGCAACGACCGGUACAAGGGCUUCUGCGUGGACAUGCUGAGGGAGCUGUCGGCCAUCUUGAAGUUCUCCUUCAGGAUCAAGCUGGUGGACGACCGCGUGUACGGAGCGCCGGAGCCCAACGGGAGCUGGACGGGGAUGGUGGGGGAGCUCAUCAACAGGAAAGCCGACCUGGCGGUAGCCGGCUUCACCAUCACCUCGGAGAGAGAGAAGGUGAUUGAUUUCUCCAAACCCUUCAUGACUCUGGGGAUCAGCAUCCUGUACCGGGUCCACCUGGGCCGUAAACCGGGUUACUUCUCCUUCCUGGACCCGUUCUCGCCGGCCGUCUGGCUCUUCAUGCUGCUCGCCUACCUCGCCGUCAGCUGCGUCCUCUUCCUCGCCGCCAGGAUCAGCCCCUACGAGUGGUACAACCCUCACCCGUGCCUGCGGGAGCGGCGGGACGUCCUGGAGAACCAGUACACGCUGGGGAACAGCCUGUGGUUCCCAGUGGGCGGCUUCAUGCAGCAGGGCUCAGAGAUCAUGCCGCGGGCGCUGUCCACCCGCUGCGUCAGCGGAGUCUGGUGGGCGUUCACCCUCAUCAUCAUCUCGUCCUACACGGCCAACCUGGCGGCGUUUCUGACGGUGCAGAGGAUGGAGGCUCCCAUCGAGUCUCCGGACGAUCUGGCCGAACAAACCAACAUCCAGUACGGCACCAUCCACGGGGGGUCCACCAUGACCUUCUUCAUGAACUCGCGGUACCAGACAUACCAGCGGAUGUGGAACUACAUGAACUCCAAGCAGCCCAGCGUGUUCGUGAAGAGCACCGAGGAAGGCAUCGCCCGCGUCCUCAACUCCAAGUACGCCUUCCUGAUGGAGAGCACCAUGAACGAGUAUUACCGCAGCCUCAACUGCAACCUCACGCAGAUCGGAGGCCUGCUGGACACCAAAGGUUACGGCAUCGGCAUGCCUCUGGGGUCUCCGUACAGAGACGAGAUCACUCUGGGCAUCUUGCAGCUGCAGGAGAGCAACCGGCUGGAGAUCCUGAAGCGGCACUGGUGGGAGGGGGGGCAGUGUCUCAAAGAAGAGGACCACCGAGCCAAAGGUCUCGGCAUGGAGAACAUCGGGGGGAUCUUCGUGGUCCUGAUCUGCGGCCUCAUCAUCGCCGUCUUCGUGGCCAUCAUGGAGUUCCUGUGGUCGACGCGACGCUCCGCCGAGACGGACGAGGUUUCCGUUUGUCAGGAGAUGCUGACGGAGUUUCGAAACGCCGUCUCCUGUAAGAAGAGUUCUCGCUCCCGGCGCCGCCGUCCUCUGAGCAGCGCCGGGGGCGGAGUCCUGCGCCACCCGCCGCGCCUGGCUCUGGCCACGCCGCGGCCCCUCCGCCUGGUCCGCGAGAUGCGCCUCAGCAACGGGAAACUCUACAGCGGCGCCGGCCCGCUGACGGGUGUGGGAGGGCUCCCUGAUUUGGGUCCGGGGCCACAGAGGCUGCUGGAGGACCCGCUGGGCGCCAACACCGCCACCUGCGCGCCUCCUCCGGUGUCGGCCCUGGUGGCUCCUCCCCCCCCGCUGCGCAGCUUCCUGCAGGGCUGCAGCCACGUGCGGAUCUGCCAGGAGUGCCGGCGGAUCCAGAGCUUGAGGCCGGCCACGCUCACGCCUCCCCCGCCUCCGCCCCAGUCCUCCUCCUCCUCCGUCUCCUCCUGCUCCCGGAUCCCUCCCCCCGGAGGUCACCACCUCCACCCCCACCACCUCCACUACCACCACGGCUCCAUGUCGCUGCCCCGCCUCCCACCGCCGCCUCCUCCGAUCCCAGCAGACAGAGCCGACAGCGACGGGGGCGGGGGGCCGUCGAGUCCGCAGCUGGGCAACACCAAACCGCCGCCGCCACCGAGGCCACUGCCUCCCCCGAAGACGCCGCCGCGGCCGCCGACGGACUUACUGGCUGCAGACGGACAAACAGGAAGUGGCAGCCAGACGGACGCCGUCCUGGGGAAUCGUUUGUUGCCCCCCAUCCCCGCAUUCAGUCCUCCAACCCUCCGCCAAUCAUCGCGCUCCGUGCCAAUCAGAGUCCACGAGAUCCACGAGAUCCACAAGAUCCACAAGAUCCCCGAGAUCCACAAGAUCCCCGAGAUCCACGAGAUCCACAAGAUCCACGAGAUCCACGUUUCAUAA
Molecule: messenger RNA, 3480 nt
Organism: Cyclopterus lumpus (lumpfish)
Lineage: Eukaryota; Metazoa; Chordata; Actinopteri; Perciformes; Cyclopteridae
Product: glutamate receptor ionotropic, kainate 5-like
Exons: 21
Coding region: 1-3480 (1159 amino acids)
Biological process (GO): synaptic transmission, glutamatergic; modulation of chemical synaptic transmission; monoatomic ion transport
Cellular component (GO): plasma membrane; presynaptic membrane; kainate selective glutamate receptor complex
Molecular function (GO): transmitter-gated monoatomic ion channel activity involved in regulation of postsynaptic membrane potential; kainate selective glutamate receptor activity
Source: RefSeq, a predicted model, not a curated record